UCGGGUCGGCGGCUUGCCGCAUCACGGAAGAUGGCGGCCACAGCGGCUACGGUGAACGGGUCGACCACCGUCUCAAGCUCCGGACCCGCAGCCACCUCGGGCGGGAUCCUGCAGGCAGCGGCCGGCAUGUACGAGCAACUCAAGGACGAGUGGAACCGGAAGAGCCCGAACCUUAGUAAAUGUGGAGAAGAACUGGGCCGCCUGAAGUUGGUUCUGCUGGAGCUCAAUUUCCUGCCAACCACGGGGACCAAACUGACUAAACAGCAACUCAUUCUGGCCCGUGACAUUCUGGAGAUCGGGGCCCAGUGGAGCAUCCUGUGCAAAGACAUUCCCUCCUUCGAGCGCUACAUGGCCCAACUCAAAUGCUACUACUUUGAUUACAAAGAACAGCUUCCCGAGUCAGCCUAUAUGCACCAGCUCCUGGGCCUCAAUCUCCUCUUCCUGCUAUCUCAGAACCGAGUGGCUGAGUUCCACACAGAAUUAGAACGAUUACCUGCCAAGGACAUCCAGACCAAUGUCUACAUCAAAUACCCUGUGUCCCUCGAGCAAUACCUCAUGGAGGGUAGCUACAACAAGGUAUUCCUGGCUAAGGGGAACAUCCCUGCGGAAAGCUACACCUUCUUCAUUGACAUCCUGCUGGAUACCAUCAGGGAUGAAAUCGCAGGAUGCAUUGAGAAGGCCUAUGAGAAAAUCCUUUUUGCUGAGGCUACCCGGAUCCUCUUCUUCAGCACACCCAAAAAGAUGACAGACUAUGCCAAGAAGCGAGGUUGGGUGCUGGGCCCUAACAACUACUACAGCUUUGCCAGCCAGCAGCAGAAGCCAGAAGACAGCACCAUCCCCUCUACUGAACUGGCCAAACAAGUCAUCGAGUAUGCCCGGCAGCUGGAGAUGAUUGUCUGAGGCUUGAGCAGGGCGGUGGAUAUGGCUAGUCCAACAAACCUAGUAUAGGCUGGCCUUCAAUAAAGGCAGAUUAACCUC
Messenger RNA from Mus caroli (Ryukyu mouse), 978 nucleotides. Its product is annotated as 26S proteasome non-ATPase regulatory subunit 8. NCBI's taxonomy places the organism in Eukaryota, Metazoa, Chordata, Mammalia, Rodentia, Muridae. Gene Ontology annotation, cellular component: cytosol; nucleus; proteasome regulatory particle, lid subcomplex. The record is from RefSeq and is a predicted model, not a curated record. Gene Ontology annotation, biological process: proteasome-mediated ubiquitin-dependent protein catabolic process.